Molecule: messenger RNA, 5695 nt
Organism: Oncorhynchus gorbuscha (pink salmon)
Lineage: Eukaryota; Metazoa; Chordata; Actinopteri; Salmoniformes; Salmonidae
Product: disintegrin and metalloproteinase domain-containing protein 10-like
Exons: 16
Coding region: 101-2389 (762 amino acids)
Biological process (GO): Notch signaling pathway; membrane protein ectodomain proteolysis
Cellular component (GO): plasma membrane; synaptic membrane
Molecular function (GO): metalloendopeptidase activity involved in amyloid precursor protein catabolic process
Source: RefSeq, a predicted model, not a curated record
UGAAAGGCGGUUGUGAAGGUACUGCCAUAAACAGAGCGCAGACUGCGCCUUUAAGUGCAAAUCGAAACAGUAAAGCAUUCGCGGUGUCAAUGUACUAACAAUGAAUUUAAUCGGUAUGGUCUUGAUUCAAUUCUUGCUGUUUAAUGGCAUAUGGACCAUUAAAGGUCAGCAUGGAAACCCUCUGAACAAGUACAUCCGCCACUAUGAGGGCCUGUCCUACGACACCGAGGCCCUGCACAGCAACCACCAGAGAGCCAAGAGGGCCGUCUCCCACGAGGACAAGGUCCUGCAGCUUGACUUCCAUGCACAUGGAAGGCAUUUCAAUCUGCGGAUGAAGAGGGACACCAGCCUGUUCUCUCCAGACCUCAAGGUAGAGAUAUCAGGAGUGGAGGUGCCCUACGACCCCUCCCACAUUUACACUGGAGAAAUCUUCGGUGAGAAGGGCACUUUGACCCACGGCUCGGUGGUGGACGGCAGGUUUGAAGGCUUCAUCCAGACCCACCAGGGCAUGUACUACGUGGAGCCCUCGGAGAGGUACCUCAGAGACAAGGAUGUGCCCUACCACUCAGUCAUCUACCACGAAGGGGACAUCAAUUACCCUCAUAAGUAUGGCUCAGAGGGGGGCUGUGCUGACCACUCAGUGUUUGAAAGGAUGAAGAAGUACCAGGCCUCGGCUAUGGAGGAGCCUCUCAAGGAGCCCAGCAGUGUGGUGGAGGAAGAGGAGAGGUCCCAUGGACAUGCUCCGGUGAUCCUGAGGAAGAAGAGAGCAGCUCAGAUAGAGAAGAACACCUGCCAGCUCUUCAUCCAGACUGACCACCUCUUCUUCAAGUACUACGGCACCAGAGAGGCUGUCAUCGCACAGAUCUCCAGCCAUGUCAAGGCCAUUGACUCUAUCUACCAGGGUACUGACUUCCUGGGGAUCCGCAACAUCAGCUUCAUGGUCAAAAGGAUCAGGAUAAACACGACCAGUGAUGAGCGGGACAUCACCAAUCCGUUCCGCUUCGCUAACAUCGGGGUGGAGAAGUUCCUGGAGCUCAACUCAGAGCAGAACCAUGAUGACUAUUGCCUGGCCUACGUCUUCAGUGACAGGGACUUUGACGACGGGGUGCUGGGCCUGGCCUGGGUCGGAGCUCCUGCAGGGAGCUCCGGAGGUAUCUGUGAGAAGAGUAAGUUGUACUCUGAUGGGAAGAAGAAGUCUCUGAACACCGGCAUCAUCACGGUGCAGAACUACGCCUCCCAUGUCCCCCCCAAGGUCUCCCACAUCACCUUCGCACAUGAGGUUGGACACAACUUUGGCUCUCCACAUGACUCUGGGACAGAGUGCACCCCAGGAGAGUCCAAGGCCCAGGAGAAGAAGGAGCAGGGGAACUACAUCAUGUACGCCCGGGCCACAUCAGGGGACAAGCUCAACAACAACAAGUUCUCUAUCUGCAGCGUGAGGAACAUCAGCCAGGUCCUGGAGAAGAAGAGGGGCAACUGCUUUGUGGAGUCUGGCCAGCCCAUCUGUGGUAAUGGUCUGGUGGAGGCAGGGGAGCAGUGUGACUGUGGUUACAGUGACCAGUGUAAAGACGAGUGCUGCUACAACGCCAACGAGGCCGACGGCAACAAGUGCAAACUUAAGCCCGGCAAAAUCUGUAGUCCCAGCCAGGGUCCGUGCUGUACACCGACGUGCAACUUCAAGGGCUCCAAUGAUAAGUGUAGGGAGGAGUCGGAGUGUGCUGAACAGGGCAUGUGUAACGGAGGCACUGCCCAGUGCCCCACCUCUGAACCCAAAGCCAACUUCACCGCCUGCCAUGGAGAGACACAAGUCUGCCUCAACGGGGGCUGCUCUGGCUCCAUCUGUGAGAAGUAUGGUCUGGAGGUGUGUACCUGUGCCAGUAUUGAGGGAACAGACGAGACUGAGCUGUGCCACGUCUGCUGUCAGGAGAGAAUGAAACCCGACACCUGCAGCAGCACGGGCUCCGAGAAGUGGGCCCGCUUCUUCAGCAAGAAGAUCACCACGCUGCAGCCAGGCUCCCCCUGCAACGACUUCAAGGGUUACUGCGACGUGUUCAUGAGGUGCCGGCUGGUGGACGCAGACGGCCCCCUGGCCAGGCUAAAGAAAGCCAUCUUCAACGCAGAGCUCUACGAGAACAUCGCAGAGUGGAUAGUGGCUCACUGGUGGGCAGUGUUGCUGAUGGGCAUUGCUCUCAUCAUGCUGAUGGCUGGUUUCAUCAAGAUCUGCAGUGUCCACACACCCAGCAGCAACCCCAAACUGCCCCCACCCAAGCCACUGCCAGGCACAUUGAAGAGGAGGAGACGGCAGCAAUCGAAUGGCCAGCAGCCCCAGCAGCAGCGCAACCAACGCCAGCCCAGAGAGAACUAUCAGUUGGGUCAGAUGAGACGUUGAGACACUGGGCCCCUCUUUGCCUUGGUUCUUCCUAGUGCCUACAGUGGGAACACUUCACUCCAAAGAGUUACCUGUACCAUUCAUUGCAACCACCCAUCUGCAAAACUAACUGUCAACAGAACUGAUUUCAAUAGACAAGACAUACAGUUCCAGGACCUAACGGACUAUAUCAACACCACUGCUCUGGGGGCCAGCUGAGCUGUCCUUCACACAGCUGUAAGCAGAGAAUAUUAUAGGGAAGCUCUUGGCAAUGACGGGAAGAGAAAAUGACUGAUUUCUGUUGUUCUUUUUUCUUUCUUUUUUCCUGGAGUGCAGAGGAGCAGCAGCAUUGUGGUAAUGCAGCCUCUCCUCUCCUCCUUUUUAGCGUGUUUCAUCUGUUUGUCCUUUCUGAAGUGCUGCCCUCCUGAGCAGGAAAACAGGACUGCAGGUCACAUGGGUUUUUGCUGCCAUGCAAAGCCAGGAUGUGAGACAUUGCAGCAGAAGAGACUAAUUUGCCAAUGUAAUUAUUAUUUUGUAAUCAAAACAUGAUAAGAGAAAAUGCACAGGCUUGUAUUUCCAAAGCAUACAUGUGUUCUUUCUGCGUGCAAUUGUACAGGUAUUGAGAUAUAGAUUAUUUUCCCUUUGUAUCAUAUGAAAUCGAUUGUUUUCCUGCUGUCUGAUAAAGAUUAUUUACUGUUUUAAUUCACUCUCUCAGGAUUAAUAAAACAAAAAACAGCCCUAUCUGUCACAUUUAGAAGCUGCUGUGGGGUGGAUCAGAACAGACCUCAGUUAUCAGAACAUGGAGGGGGAAUGUAAACAUAAAGCUGAAUGUGAUUAAAGCAGGGUAUAGAGAGGCGACAGAGAUUUAGAGACUGCUGUGAUAUUCAGAUGUGAUAUCGGAGGAUAUCAUUGGGCUGGUGGAAGGUGUCAUUUUCAGACAGGUUUGCUUCUAGAGGUGCAGUUUGGGGAUGCAACUGUAGCUUUUACAUUUUUUACUUAAUUAUGACAUAUUGUUCUCGUCAGCAAUUUUUUUCUGACUCAAUGCAUUGAUGUGAAUCACUGAACCACUAAAUACAGCAGAUGUACCUUGUCUAUUGAUCAUUCCAUGUGAGGGAUGGUUGGAGAAAGGAGAGAAUCUUCAAUGCAUUAGCAUACAAGGCUGUCCAAGGGCUGGCUGGUGCUACACCUCAUGACUAUGCCACUGAAUGUGGUUACAUCAUAUUCUUCAAGUCACAGGGCCUUGGCCAGAGCCUGCGAACACAGGCCAGGGUCCAUGGGGGGCAAUAUUACAGAGGGCAUCACAGACAGUCACUCGCCUAGCUCGGCUGCCCUCACCAAUGUUGUUACCUUAAUAAACACACAGUCUUUAAGAGCUGACCAGGGAACAACCGAAUGCCCUGUUACAUACCAGUUUGAAGGCAGCUUGAGGAAUCUUCUACUCUUAUGGCAUGCAUUAGGAAUGUGAAUGGUUUGCCAGAUGAAGAUCCUGGAUGGCUUUAAUGUGAUUGUUGUUGUUUUUUCUUUUUUUUCUUAUUUGAGCAAUUCAGAUAUUUGUAUAUGGGGGAAUUGUAUCGAUAAAGUCCUACAAUGGCUUAAUGUCUGAGUGUCCAGCUAUGCCAAGCUGUUACAUAUGAACUGAGAUUGAUAAGGCUACCAAAUGCCUGUAACUUCUCUCCCUUUGGCUAUCAUCUCCAUGUUGUGUCUCUCUCUCCUAUGAUGCGUAUCUGUGUUGCAUGUCCCGUCUCUCUCCCUAACCCCACAUCUCUAUUGGAAGUACGUAGCUCUGCUCUGGGGAUGAUCUCCACCAAAAGAGACCUAUAUGUCAUAGUCUGUGGUUUGUGUAAAGACAUAAAACAAUGUGUCUAAAUGGAGUUGAGUCUGAUUCUCCUGAGCCCAUUGCAACUCCACAGUCUGUCUGGAGGUCAGUGGGGUUUGGUGUCUUCAGGUGUCUUUUAGAAGGACAACUUGACUGACUGUAGGGAGAGGAGAGGAUGUGGGAUAAACGUACCAUCCUGUUUGUUGUCCUGUCUUUGUGUGGCAGGUGUGGAAAGUCUUUCGAAGCCCGUUACCAAGGUCUCUCAAAUCAGAAUGAGCACAUAGACUAGCACUCAAGGUCAGGAGGUAACCCUAAGUCCUUUUAUUUUUGAUGACUUUGUUUAUCCCGUUUAAAUGAUGUGACUAUAUUGAUAUUAUAUGACUGAUUCUGGCCCAUUAUGCCUUAUCAGGUAUGUAGACACUAGGCAGUGUGUCCUGGAGCUUAAUUAAAGUCAAGCAGGACUCUUCACAUAUUAAUGCCUUCAUUGUUUCCUCCCAAACCUGGUCAAUAUUGAAUGAGGAAAAAUGACUCUUAUCCAUGUAGCCACAUACAAUGUCAACAAGAGAGCCUCUGAAAUGGAGAAAAAAAACUGAUCCUCCCUUGACUCUAACAUGUCUUUCUCUGUUCUUUCUGUUUGGUAUUGGUGAGUAUGGGUUUGUGCUGGAUAAUAAAAUAUUGUUUCUCAUUACCUUUUGGCAUUUAGUAAGGCUCAUCGGAGUGUGGUCGUCUUAAAUUCAUUCUUCUCAUUGUCUUUUCAAUCCUGUUGUAAGGUAAUAGGUGGGUAUAUAGGGGGCGGUGCCUGGGAUUUACAUUUCUGUCUUUAAUUUGUCUUGCUACAUUUGUUUUGAGAAACGCUUGCUCUGAAAUGUAAACCGAGAGAAUCUAGAAUGGGAAAAGUCUAAUACUGCUGUCUGAUUUGAAUGUCUGCUGUGUUUUAAACAGUAUCUUCAAUUUUCUUUACGAUUUUAUUUUCUUGGUUCUGUUUCCCGUUCUACUCAAAUUUAAACAUUUUACUAAAAUUGCAAAAAGUAUUGUGCAAAUGUUGUUUUGUUUUUUUAACUACUUGAAAUGCUUUAAUAAAAAUAGACUUGAUCAAAAAAUAUUCAGAGAAUGGAAAAGAAUGGCUGAGAAGUCAUUCCAUGGUUGGUUUGUUCAUUGUCACUUUCAGUGGAUAAGCAAAACAGAAGGCCCACUUCAAAGAUAUCGCACAGCUUGACAGGGCUAUCGUCCAAGGAAAUCAAGCUCAUAAACUCAGAAUAAAAGAAAAGUUUUACAUCUCGCUAAAUCUGAGGGUGGUUUUAACCUCCCAGACUUGGAAUUGCAUCAACUCCCCACCCAAGGCUUUUACUUGAGACAUUGUUAAAUGCACUAAAAAGGAACAAUGGGUAAUUAUUGAAGAUGUGCAUGCUCACCCCCAGAAUCUUUUCACAUGUCUAUUUUUCAAAGGAUAAAGCUAAGAACAUGAACAACUUCAUUGUUAAGAACACUAUAACGAUAUGGAAGACAAUGAA